AUGUCAGUGACUCUUCAUACUGAUGUUGGAGACAUAAAAAUAGAAUUGUUCUGCGAACAGUGCCCAAAGGCGUGUGAAAAUUUCUUGGCAUUAUGUGCUAGUGAUUACUACAACGGCUGUCUUUUUCACAGAAACAUCAAGGGUUUCAUUGUUCAAACAGGGGACCCAACCGGUACAGGCAAAGGAGGAACAUCAAUGUGGGGAAAAAAGUUUGAAGACGAAUUCAAAGAAGAACUGAAGCAUAAUGCAAGAGGUAUGGUGAGCAUGGCCAAUAACGGGCCAAACACAAAUGGAAGCCAAUUCUUUUUUACAUAUGGGGAACAGCCACAUCUUGAUCUUAAAUAUACUUUAUUUGGAAGAAUAAUUGAUGGAUUUGAGGCUCUUGAUGAUUUGGAGAAGAUGCCUGUGAACCCUAAAACUUUCAGGCCACUAAAUGAAGCAAGAAUAACUUCAGUAACCAUACAUGCUAAUCCAUUAGCCGGUUGAACAACAAUUAAGUUCACAUGAAGCAAUUAUAGACUAUAACAAACUGUAAUUGAAAUAAAUAUUUGUAUUCAAGAUUUCACUGGUAAUUUUUUAUUGCUCAUAGUUAAAGUCCACAGACAAUAGAUGAA
Hyposmocoma kahamanoa is the source of this 614-nucleotide messenger RNA. Its product is annotated as peptidyl-prolyl cis-trans isomerase-like 3. The record is from RefSeq and is a predicted model, not a curated record. The transcript is spliced from 4 exons. Gene Ontology annotation, biological process: protein folding; protein peptidyl-prolyl isomerization. Gene Ontology annotation, cellular component: catalytic step 2 spliceosome. Lineage: Eukaryota; Metazoa; Arthropoda; Insecta; Lepidoptera; Cosmopterigidae. Gene Ontology annotation, molecular function: peptidyl-prolyl cis-trans isomerase activity. The coding region runs from base 1 to 486 and encodes 161 amino acids.